GAAGACAACUCAUAUUUACAGUUUUCAAAUGACAAGGUAAAUUCUAUACAGGCCUUUACUGCUAAAAUGACUAGAUCAUGCACUGAAGCACGAUAGAUAAAUGUAGAACAAUUAAAUCCGUGACAUUAACUUGAAAAUAUGUCAUUACAAGUGCUUGAAACCAAAUUGCGACAAAUUUAACAACACAACAUUUAAAUCACGAGAAAAGCCACAAACAAUGCGAUCAUUAAACAAACUAAUCCUACUACGGAAGUCAAUGCCUUAUGCAUCUUCCUGCUUCUCUCCAGGAUAAUUGCAUUCUUGAGUUCUUGCACCCUUUACUCAUAAGCGUGAAGAGUGUCCUGCAGAUGUAGACGCUCAUUAUUCAAUCGAGUAAUUAUAGCAUCGUCCUCCAAAGGCUCAUCAUCAAGCCAUUUGAAAUAAUGACAGCUAUUUGCCUGUAGUGAAAUAUUGGACAGUUUUAAGCACAAAAAAUGUAAACAUAUGAUGUUUAUUCGAAAACUUUACUUACAUUUCGAGAACCACAGCAGUAAAAUCUUUGAGCCAUCAUCUCAUCAUUCCCACAAGUUCGUAUUUUAGCCCUCAAACCACAAUUACAGAGGUGGUUGCUUGAUGCAACGAGAGAGCUUGAAUACAAUGAUAUCAUCGAAAUUGUAACAAAACAAAACAAACAAAAAUUUUCAACCUCCACUGAUUAGACUCUACAAAGUUUCGCACUUUAUAGAAUAGGUUCACAUGAUCAACAGUAAAGAUUAGACCCACGUUUUCAUACUGCCACUCUAUAGAUAAGAGUACACACUGCCAAACCAUAGCAUGCAUUGAAAGAAUUUUUGAGUUAGGGACGCCCUACCAUAUGGCGACCCAUGCUCUGAUGCAUGGCCAUAUGGGUCGCCCUAUACACGGGCGACCCUCGCUUAUUUUUUUUAUAAAAAAAUUAAAUAAUUGGAUAAUUCUUAUACAUUAUUUGUGAUAUUAUAUUUUAUAUUAUUAUAUUAUGUAAUGAUAUAAUAUAAUAUUUAUACAUUGUAAUAUUAUAAUAUUUAAGCUCAUAUUGAAAUAUAAUUUAAAAGUUAAUUAUAUAUAUAUAGGCAAGUGCUCAAAUACAAACUCCUUAGUGUACAAACGUACAAACAAUCACUAAAUGACUUGAACACAAUCACUAAAUGAUUGAACAUAAUCACUAAAUCUACCAGGAGGGUCUGAUGGAGAGAUAAGGGGAGGGGAGCACUUACGGGGCGGCAUAGCCGAGUGGUGGUGCAGCGCGGCCGGCUGCAGCCGCGACGCCGGCGCAAGGGCAGUGCUAGAAACACGAUUGAGGGAUAGAGACACGAUUGAGGGAGAUGAGAAAAGCAGUGGUGAAUGUGUGUGUUUGUGUGUGUAUAGCACUAAUCAGUGAGGGAACAACCAGAGAGAGAGCCGCUAGCAGUGGUGGUGGUGGUUGGUGGUGGUGGGUGGUGAUAGGUGGUGGGUGGUGGUGAGAGAGAGAGAGAGGCGCUGGGCAGUGGUGGUUGGUGGUGGAUGGUGGAGAGAGAGAGAGAGUGGCGCUGGGCAGUCGUGGUGGUGGUGGGUGGGGUGGUCGUGGUGGUGGUGAUUGGAGGUGAUUGUGGUGGCGGUGGUGAUGAAUGUAUGUAUGUAUUUGUUAAAUUAAAAUAUGCUAAUCACUAAAUAUUAUUGUUAUAAUCACUGGUUUGUACGUUUGUACAGUAAGGAGUUUGUACUGGAGUAAGACCCUAUAUAUAUAUAUAUAUAUAUAUAUAUAUAUAUAUAUAUUUAAUUCAAGUUUUAGUAAGUAUCUAAUUAAUAAUAUUGUAAUUACAUAGCUAGUAAUAAAAUUGUGAAUUUUUGUAACCUAUAUGUUUCUAUAAAAUACCAUUAGGUUUUAGCCAUUGUCACACAUACACAGAUAUUCCAGAUCGACUCGUACAAACAAAGCUCUGAAUGGAGAACCAUAAACGAUCGAGAAAGGAAGACGAGGGGAUGGAAGAAUGGGCUUCUGAACAAACGAAAGGCGAGCUUUCAAUUGAUGCGGAAAGGGCAUCGAGGAAGAUGAAGUUUGUUGCGAAGAUGCAGUUGUUGCAGUAUCGAGAAGAAAGAAAGGGCAGACAUUGGGUGCCGACCAAGGAUGAGACCCACCCUGAGGUUAUGUAUGUAGUAGGCAAGGCGUUGCGAGAAUAUCACUUCAAAAAAGAUAGAGAUACAAAUAAUUCUUUCUUGAGAGGACAGAUCACGGAGGAGCAAAGGGUAGCAUUGUUGGAAGAGAGCUGUGCAGAAUACGAUGAAAAAGUGAUAGAUAUUGUGAAAUCGAAUUUUGACGAGUAUGCAAAGCAUCCGUGAUGAAUUUUGUCAUAUGUUAGACGUGAGUCAUUUUGAAGUAGUUGUAAUGUUGUGUUUAUACUCUUACUAAGUGCAAUUUCAUUGAAAUAAAUAUAAUGCAAGUACAAACAACUAGAUUUAUCGAAAUAAAAGCAAGAACAAAAUAUAUUAUUCGGAAUCAUCAAAAUCAGUUUCCUCUUCAUCGGACAUCGGCUCAUCGGACAAGUAAUUUGGAUUUUGAAGAAGUUGACAUUCUUCUUCAAAAGUCAUUUCCCUGCCGCUAGCAGUUGCUGAAUCUUUUAUCAACUUAAGCAUGUAGAAACGACAACGACGCAACAACAUUCUGUUGUUCUCUUCCCUUAUUUGUCCCACAGCUUCAAUGAACAAACGGCGAUAAUCACCCCAACUACCGUUAAAGUUACGAGCCGGAUACACGCCUAAAGAAUCGCGGACGGGGAGCUUUGCACCGAGACCAAUCAGAUCAUUUCUCAACUGAUCCGAUUCUUCAAGACGGAAUGCCCACUCGCGCCGCUCUCCAGCGAAAUACUCUUUGGGAUCGGUGUAUCUCAAACUAUAGUAGUCGUCAUCCAUUUGUCGUAGCAACCAAAUUCUAGAGGAUGAGAACAUUUCGUGAUGAGAAGAUUUAAGUUUGAAGUUGUAAGUGUAGACACCUUCAAUAAACAUGAGUACAUAUAGACUAAUAAUCCACUGUAGGCAUGUGAACUAGUUGAGUUGGAAGGCUAGGGUUGCACAGCUUUCAUGGACUGUAGCCAUGUGAAGCUACUUGAGUAUAGUGGUGAAGGUGUCUGAAUCGGUCAAUGUGAAACUGCAUAGAUUCCUUUACUGUAACCAUGAUAAAAGUAAAUGACAUGGUCUUUUUGGCAGAGAUUCGGAGACUGUACCCAUGUGAACCCUAUAAUGCAUCCAUGUGAAUUAUUUUUUGCAGAAAUUCGGAGACUGUAGCCAUGUGCAGCCAUGUAAUGCUUCGGGGCAUGUGAAACUGCAUAGAUUCCUUCGGGGUCAGAUUACAAGACUGUAGCCAUGUGAAGCCUAUAAUGCACCCAUGGCAGAGAUUCCAUUAUUUUCUUCCGCAAUAAUGGUAGUCUGGUGAGUAAACAUUUGUAUGAAGGGAGCCUACUUGGGAAAUUGGGCUUAAAAAUAGUGGAAAACUUGUUCACACUUUUUAAACAAAUCUUAAUUACAUGGAUCCAAUAGGUGAGGUUGUUCAAGGGGAUACGUGCUACUGUGAAAGGCUUGCCGUUCAUAGUACUUAUCGAGGGACAGGGCCUAAUACUGGAAGAAUGAUGUCCCGGUGUCCACUAUGGCCAGAGGGGUGCGGAUACAUGUUUUGGAUCGAUGACCCACUUGAGGCGCGUGCUACUGCAGUGUUUACUGAGAUGACUAAGGAGAUGAGCGACCUCAUAUGGGAUCAUCACUUUGCAAAGGAGAUAAUUAGGGAGAGGCAUGAUGAAGACCUUAAAUCUGUGAAGGGAAAAAAGAAAGGGGAGGGUUGUUCAAAAAAUAAAAACGAACGUUGAUUUAAGUUGAUGUCCUAGUAACAUGCAUGUGUUGUUGUGUUUCUUAUUAUGUACGUACAAUAAUACAUUUCCUUCCCCACUUUACGAACCCAGUCUUAUGUAUUAAGUUGUUUAUUUUUUAAUAUUUUAAACUGAUGGACUUAUCAUUUUCACCUAUAAAUAAGUCCCUCAAAUCAUCUCACCUUCAUCACUAUCUCAAACACAUUAUAACAUUUAUGGAUUCCGUUGCUGUCGAUAAGUGCAACUGUGACAAAGUCCUUGUUAAGAGAGUUUGUCAUGACAACGGUACCGACGUUGGUAGACGGAUGUUGCAAUGUCCUAACGGCGCUAGUGGUUGUGGUUACUUAGUAUGGCUAGAUGAGCGGCUAGACACCCGGUCAACUGUGGUCAUCAACAAACUUUCUGAGGAAAUAAGUGACCUCAAAUGGUAGCAGGCAGUGGAAAUUGCAAAAAUGGAGACGAAGCAUGCUGAAAGGGUAAAAAAAUUAAAGAAGACCAUGAAAGGUGAUGGAUCUCGAUGGGAUGCUGAGGAUGUUUGAUGCUUUUCAUGUUAUGUGUUUGUCUUUCAAUGUUGUUUAACUUAUGCACAUCUCUAUCUAUCUUUAUAACUGUUCCAAAUGUUGUUAUCUCGUGUUACAUUUGUAAGUGCUAACUGCUAUGUUUCAGUGGCAUUUUAAGUGUUACGUUGAUGCUUAUUAUGUUUAUGUGGCUUUGUCAUUGUUUGUUGGAAUAAAAGUGAUGUUAUGCAAGAAUGUUUACAUACAUAAUGACACCUAAACGGAAAAGUAGCAACAAGUAGCAAGUGUUCAUACAUAAGCAACAAGUACCAAAUAAACAUACAUAAGCAAACAACGGAACUACAAACUAAAAAUACAUAAACUCAAAAGACAUAAACUACUUCUGCUUAUGCCCGAAGAUAUGGUUGCCCGUGUGACAUCUCCUGCCCUUCCCCUUUGCAUCUCUGGGUGGCUGCUGUCUCUGCUCAGGCUGGGACGGCCCCUCGGGUUCCGACUCAUCUCGUACUGCCCACGGACUACUCUCAGCAGCGUACGCACCAAAACUAUGCAUAUGUACAGGAUUAGGAGUGGACCUCACCCCUGCCGGUGUAAGUGGAAACGCAGGUGCCCCGAACACGUAGGAUGGGCUACCAAAUGACGGGACCGGGGCCUGUAGCGGAGGUGUGGUGUACUGAUCGGCCAGAAAUGACAUGUCAGGACGAUAAUCAUCUCGAUCUAAAAACUGGUAUGACUCCUGAAGUGGAGAAGAAACAUGUGUGUGCCCACCAGUAGCAAAGGUGUCCUCGUCAUCCUCUAAAUUCACCGCAAAACCACCUUCACCACCUACGUAGUCAUCCCCUGAAGUCUCAGUUGGCACGUCGGGCCAACGGGGCCAUUCCCCCGCCCCCGAAGGACCCCGUGCAUCCCUAUCUGGCGAAGUAGAGGUGCCAACAUGGUGCGACCAGCCUCCCGUACCUAAGCUAGUACUGGCCACAUGAGUGUAGUAAGUGCCAGGCUCCGGCUCAACUGGUGUGACAGGACGUCGACCUCUGCGUGUCGGAGGGCCUCGGUGACCCUUGACACGACCAAUCAACCCCUGUAGAAGACUCUGUGCCCGAUUAAGAUCGGGGGCAGCAGGGUCAAUGGCGGAGUCCACCUCUAGAAGCUGCUCCUCCUGUUACCAAACAUAAACAUGCAAAGAAAAGUCAGGCCGGGAAUACAUUCUAAAUGACAUACAUAUGCAGUAGAACAAAAGUAAUUGUGGAAGACAGUAAAAAACUUAAUAAGAAGGUUGUUUACCAAUGACUGUGUGGCGCCCUGUGUCCCCUGAAAAGCAUCCGCUCUGGUCCAGAAUAUUGGGUUAACCAUGUAUCUACGUGUAACAUCGCGGUACCAAGGCAUGUAUGCGGGAGAGCAACCAUCGCCCGACAUGAGUGGAGGAGAUGUCAUAGCUCGGUGAAGGGACGUAUCCCACAAACGAAUGUAUGUCUCCCUGGCGCCCUGCCAGUCAAUGGACUCGUUGACGACGUCGUGCAACUCAUGAUGAUUCCUACGUGGGGAGGAUGUGGGUAUGUCCUGAACGAACCCAAACUGCCUCGUGACCCUGUCAGUAUAACACCACUCGACAUAUGCCAUGUACAUCAAAGGGGUGGGAGCUGUCCACUGCAAGUACAAUGUCUGAUCAGGCUGAAACUCAUCAUCUAAAGCUGCAUACGCGCUCCACAAAAACUGUUGUACACCCAUGUUAUGCAAAUCGUACCGGGUGAUACGACUCUGAGAGUGCGGCACCUGAGUACGGGUAACUGAAGCCACCCACCUACAACAAAAUGUUUAGAUUAAAGAUGAGAAGUAGUGCAUGUGCAAUAAUUGAAUGCGUUUAUGAGAAGAGUAGCAUAUUAGAUACCUAAGCGCAAGUGGGUAAGUCAACUUGGGUUGAGACCUGUGUCGUGGAGCUAUCGUAGGGAACCGCUCGUAUAUCCACACCUGGUAUCAAAGUACAUAUAUGUGCACAUCAAGUUGUAUGGGAAGACAAUAAACUGAAACUAAAUGACAGUAAUGGGAUUAAAGAGGGUACUUUCACGCGUACCUGAAGUAAUGUGGCAUACCCACUGAAGUCGAUUUUGAUUCCCCUGCUCGCAUCACACAUCUUCUUGUAUAGGUAGGAAAGAACAGCACUACCCCACCUACAACCACCCAGGCUCUCCAGGUCAUCUAGUAACCGAAGAAGGCUUAGCUGCACAUAGUUCCCGCUGCCACUGGGAAACAACGAUCCGAUCACACAAAGUAGGUGUGCCCUAAUGUGAAAGAUAGACUGCGCACCAAAAUCCUCAGCCAACUCGUCCAACCGGUGACAUCUGCCAAAGUGUGUAAUCAACCACUGGAUCUUCAAGUUGUCCUUCCUCAAAUCAUCGUUCCCAGGAGCCAGUCCAAGUAAAUCCCGUACCAAAGCCACCCUCUGGGCUGGAGUGGAGGUGUACCCGUGCAGGAUAAGUGGACGGCCAGUGGUCCGUAAGCCGAGAAUGUGAUGAACAUCCUCCAGUGUUUGGAGAUGACCUGGAGAGCCUGGGUGGUUAUAGUUGGGGUAGUGCUGUUCUUUCCUACCUAUACAGGAAGAUGUGUGAUGCGAGCAGGGGAGUCAAAAUCGACUUCAGUGGGUAUGCCACAUUACUUCAGGUGUGGAUAUACGAGCGGUUCCCUACGAUAGCUCCACGACACAGGUCUCAAACCCAAUUGACUUACCCACUUGCGCUUAGGUGGGUGGCUUCAGUUACCCGUACUCAGGUGCCGCACUCUCAGAGUCGUAUCACCCGGUACGAGUUGGAUAACAUUGGUGUACAACAGUUUUUGUGGAGGCCGUAUGCAGCUUUAGAUGAUGAGUUUCAGCCCGAUCAGACAUUGUACUUGCAGUGGACAGCUCCCACCCCUUUGAUGUACAUGGCAUAUGUCGAGUGGUGUUAUACUGACAGGGUCACGAGGCAAUUUGGGUUCGUUCAGGACAUACCCACAUCCUCCCCACGUAGGAAUCAUCAUGAGUUGCACGACGUCGUCAACGAGUCCAUUGACUGGCAGGGCCCUAUGGAGACAUACAUUCGUUUGUGGGAUACGUCCCUUCACCGAGCUAUGACAUCUCCUCCACUCAUGCCUGGCGAUGGUUGCGCUCCCGCAUACAUGCCUUGGUACCUCGAGGUUACACGUAGAUACAUGGUUAACCCAAUAUUCUGGACCAGAGCGGAUGCUUUUCAGGGGACACAGGGCGCCACACAGUCAUUGGAAGAGCUUCUAGAGGUGGACUCCGCCAUUGACCCUGCUGCCCCCGAUCUUAAUCGGGCACAGAGUCUUCUACAGGGGUUGAUUGGUCGUGUCAGGGGUCACCGAGGCCCUCCGACACGCAGAGGUCGGCGUCCUGUCACACCAGUUGAGCCGGAGCCUGGCACUUACUACACUCAUGUGGCCAGUACUAGCUCAGGUACGGGAGGCUGGUCGCACCAUGUUGGCACCUCUACUUCGCCAGAUAGGGAUGCACGGGGUCCUUCAGGGGCGGGGGAAUGGCCCCGUUGGCCCGACGUGCCAACUGAGACUUGAGGGGAUGACUACGUAGGUGGUGAAGGUGGUUUUGCGGUGAAUUUAUAGGAUGACGAGGACACCUCUGCUACUGGUGGGCACACACAUGUUUCUCCUCCACUUUAAGAGUCAUACCAGUUUUUAGAUCGAGAUGCUUAUCGUCCUGACAUGUCAUUCCUGGUCGAUCAGUACACCACACCUCCGCUACAGGCCCCGGUCCCGUCAUUUGGUAGCCCAUCCUACGUGUUCGGGGCACCUACGUUUCCACUUACACCGGCAGGGGUGAGGUCCACUCCUACUCCUGUACAUAUGCAUAGUUUUGGUGCGUACGCUGCUGAGAGUAGUCUGUGGGCAGUACGAGAAGAGUCGGAACCCGAGGGGCCGUCCCAGCCUGAGCAGAGACAGCAGCCACCCAGAGAUGCAAAGAGGAAGGGCAGGAGAUGUCACACGGGUAGCCAUAUCUUCGGGCAUAAGAAGAAGUAGUUUAUGUAUUUUGAGUUUAUGUAUUUUCAGUUUGUAGUUCCGUUGUUUGCUUAUGUAUGUUUAUUUGGUACUUGUUGCUUAUGUAUGAACACUUGCUACUUGUUGCUA
Molecule: messenger RNA, 8500 nt
Organism: Daucus carota subsp. sativus
Lineage: Eukaryota; Viridiplantae; Streptophyta; Magnoliopsida; Apiales; Apiaceae
Product: serine/threonine-protein phosphatase 7 long form homolog
Exons: 4
Coding region: 6962-7930 (322 amino acids)
Biological process (GO): meristem maintenance; meristem development
Source: RefSeq, a predicted model, not a curated record